AUUCCCUAACACACCACAGAUUACCAUAGAAUUUUAUAGGUAUAGAUACCAUUUAGCUUCACCCACAAGCUAAAUUAUUACCCAAAUUUACAAGAAUAUAUAUGUAUAAUUUCUAAAUGGUAAUAUAUAUGUAUAUACUGUAUAGUGUUAAUUUAAUACAAACUUGAAAAACAACCAUGAAAUACAAUGAGAUAUCUCAUUUCAGUCACCCACAACACAAGCUCAAAAUCGAAUUUACGGAAGUACCCUUUAAGUGUGAUGGGUGCAAAGAGAUCGGUAUAGGAUCUUGCUACAAAUGCAACUUAUGUGAAUAUGAUCUUCAUAUGCAUUGUGCUAUCCCUACCCCUGUAAUCUACCACCCUUACUACCCCAAAUGCUCCUUCAUUUUCAUGUCGAGGCCGCCUGGGAACGUGCCUCGUUAUUGCAACGCUUGCGAGAGGGGUAUUUUCGGGUUUUCAUAUCAUUGCAAGUCUUGUGGCUUUGAUCUUCAUCCUUGUUGUGCCAAGCUUCCUACUGUGUUAGAUGAUGGGGAAAUCACGUUGUAUCUUUAUAGGAAGGUAAGUGCAACAUGUCAAAGAUGCGGGCGAAAAGGACGGAGUUGGAGCUAUCGAUCAUCAAAUAAAAAGUAUAAUCUACACGUUGCUUGUGUCAAAGACAUCUUGAUUGACAGCUGGCAAGACUUGUACAAUGGCCGUAGUGGGCCGACGAAGACUGUUCCUGAUGUACCGGGCCUGAAAUGGGCCCUGAUCCAAACCCAUAGUCAUAGGUCGUAUUACACUAACAGUAACAGUAAGAGCAAGAAGGGAUCAUCAAAAGUUGAAAAGUGCUGUGAAAUGGCUGGAAUGACAUUACAGUUCGUUAUAUCAGCUGUUCUUGGUGAUCCCACUUCUCUUAUUGCUGGGGUCAUUGGCUCUUUGAUGUCUAGGUAGCACCUAUACUACACCAUACUCAUCUGUUUUACUACACUUUAAUUUGUAACAAGUUGUACGAGUAAAACUAAGUGAUUGCAUGGUUCACAAUAUGUACACACAUUUACAUAAAGUUGAAACUUCUUUCAAAAAAGAA
Molecule: messenger RNA, 1065 nt
Organism: Spinacia oleracea (spinach)
Lineage: Eukaryota; Viridiplantae; Streptophyta; Magnoliopsida; Caryophyllales; Amaranthaceae
Product: protein VACUOLELESS GAMETOPHYTES
Exons: 2
Coding region: 177-929 (250 amino acids)
Source: RefSeq, a predicted model, not a curated record